ACAGCACUGUUUGUGUUCCAAUUUUUAAUUUGUUUCCGUUCCAAUAAUAAGUGGAAACAGUGUAUCUCAAGUCAUCUGCUGCAUUACUUGGGAAACGCUUUUUCUCAUUUUUUCCCCUUGUAUUUAUGGUUUCCAACGAGUCAAGUCGAAUAUUACCAACAACAGAUCAUACUCAAUACCAGUCUAUUGGACCUUCUGAACCUGAGGAAAGAAAGUAUUUCCGAUACAAACUUCCUAUGAUUGGCCUUGCAGCCCUUAUCUCCUUGGUUAUUGGAGGCGUAUUUACUUAUGGCCUAGUAACAAAAAGCCAAGAACCUCUUUAUCAUAAUGGAACACACGCUUUUGCUCCUACAGUUAUCUUUAUCUCUUUAGAUGGUGUAGUGAACCAUGAUCUCGAUCUUCAUGUUACGCCUGUGCUUGAUAGACUAGCUAAUGAGGGUAUCAGAGCAGAAUACAUGACACCUUCAUUUCCGGUAAACAGAAAAGAAUAUGUUACAUAGGCUUAUACCCAGAAGCACAUGGUGUUGUAGGCAAUUACUUUUAUGAUGCUUCUUAUAACGAUAGUUUUUAUUACAAAAGCCCUG
Messenger RNA from Gilbertella persicaria, 584 nucleotides. RefSeq lists its product as uncharacterized. Bases 126 to 500 code for a protein of 124 amino acids. The transcript has 4 exons. The record is from RefSeq and is a predicted model, not a curated record. NCBI's taxonomy places the organism in Eukaryota, Fungi, Mucoromycota, Mucoromycetes, Mucorales, Choanephoraceae.